AUGUCCGCUCCUUCCUCGACCUCUGCGUCCCCUUCUGCUGCAUCUUCGCCCUCGUCGUGGUAUACUGCCCCGUCGUCGUCGGAUGAUAGCGACUACAUCGAAACUCCCGUGGAUGCCCAGGCGACACACGCCCCGAGCUGGCAUAGCUACCUCGGACUCUACGACGAGCACCUUGAUAAAAGUCCAGCGACAUACAAUGCUUCCGAGUGGUUGGAACUCAUCAAACGAUACGAUGCCGCCAAUGGUACGUCCGGCGAUAAGCGCUUGGACGACGGCAGCGAAGGACACGACAUGGACGAGCUGGUGCACAUUGCAGCAGGCGUAUACGUGCCGCGGUAUAAGCUCUCCCCUCUUCCCGGUUCACCCUUAGGCUAUACCAAGCCACUCCAGCCGCCUCGCGCACCUUGGGACCACGAGCCGGAGCCUGUCCAUCUUCUGAGCAUGAUCAAACUCUUGCCGCUCAUGCGGCCCAUCACGCCCCUACCACAAGACCUCGUGCGCGAUGUGCCGGUGUUUCCGGGGAAGCUUAUCGUACCAUCGGGGAAGGAGGGCAAGGAUGAGUGGUUUCCCAUGUAUGGGUCCACGCGUGAGACGGCUACUGCGCGGCCGAACGAGCGUACUAGGCGCGCUCAUGUAGAUGCUGAAGGCACCCUCGAAGGCUUCCGGCAUUCCGUAUCCUCGUCGGGGCAACGCGCGCGCCCGGACGAUACAUGGCCUGCGCUCGAAAUCACAGGUUUCGCAGGGCCCGCGUUGCAUGGAGCCGCGUACCCAGCCCUUUUGGACGUGGAUGUGUUGGCCUGA
Molecule: messenger RNA, 801 nt
Organism: Peniophora sp. CBMAI 1063
Lineage: Eukaryota; Fungi; Basidiomycota; Agaricomycetes; Russulales; Peniophoraceae
Source: the annotation of a GenBank genome assembly